Molecule: messenger RNA, 2368 nt
Organism: Podarcis raffonei (Aeolian wall lizard)
Lineage: Eukaryota; Metazoa; Chordata; Lepidosauria; Squamata; Lacertidae
Product: flavin-containing monooxygenase 5-like
Exons: 10
Coding region: 295-1896 (533 amino acids)
Molecular function (GO): NADP binding; N,N-dimethylaniline monooxygenase activity; flavin adenine dinucleotide binding
Source: RefSeq, a predicted model, not a curated record
CCCUGAUCCUGCCCACCUGCCUUGCUCACCUGGACUAUGGCUGUUAUCAAGGAGACAGAGCAGUGGCCUAUUUUCACCUAAUCUUGACACGGAUUUGCUUCCCUCCGUCCAAUUGGAGCAAACAGCUGGGAGGGACUGUUGCUCAAUUACACCCUUUAAAAGCUCUCUUCUCUCCACCCUGAAGAAGAAUUUCAGAGUGGAAGAGGCAGCACGGUGAAUCCUUGGGCUAUUGCCUGAUCACAUCUGCAGUCUUCACAGCCUAGUCCUAACAUUCCUGAAAUUGGGAAACCAGCCAUGGCAAAGAAGAGAGUUGCAAUUAUAGGAGGUGGCUCCAGUGGACUUUGUAGCAUCAAAUGCUGUUUAGAUGAGGGUCUAGAUCCUACAUGCUUUGAGAGCAGUGAAGACAUUGGGGGGCUCUGGAGGUUCAAGGAGAAUCCUGAGGAGGGACGGGCCAGCAUCUAUAGAUCUGUCAUCAUCAACACCUCCAAGGAGAUGAUGUGCUUCAGCGACUUCCCCAUCCCAGACGACUUCCCCAACUACAUGCACAACUCCAAGAUUAUGGAUUAUUUCCGAAUGUACGCCAAGCACUUUGAUCUUCUGAAAUAUAUCCAUUUCAGGACUAAGGUGUGCAGUGUAAAAAGGCGCCCAGAUUUCUCUAGCACUGGCCAAUGGGAUGUUGUCACAGAGACGGGUGGAAAAGAAGAAUCAUCCGUCUUUGAUGCAAUCCUGGUUUGCACUGGGCAUCACACAAAGGCACAUCUGCCGCUGAACUCCUUCCCAGGAAUUGAAAAGUUCAAAGGUCGCUACUUUCACAGUCGUGAUUACAAGAGCCCAGCUGAGUUUGCUGGGAAAAGAGUAAUUGUGAUUGGCAUUGGGAACUCAGGCGGGGACCUUGCUGUGGAGAUAAGUCGCUCGGCACAACAGGUCUUUCUCAGCACUCGCCGAGGUGCAUGGAUACUGAAUCGUGUUGGGGAAGGAGGCUAUCCAGCAGAUGUGGUACUUUCUACUCGUUUUAACUUGUUACGGAAGAAGUGCGCAACCAUGUCCAUGCUGAAUUACUGGUUGGAGAGUCGUUUAAAUGCAAGAUUCAACCAUUCUCAUUAUGGCCUGAAACCUAAACACAGGGUUUUCAGCCAACACCCAACCGUCAACGAUGAGCUUCCAAACUGCAUCAUUUCAGGGAAGGUGCUGGUGAAACCAAACAUCUGUGAAUUUACUGAAACUGCUGUUGUCUUCGAAGAUGGCUCUAAGGAAGACGAUAUCGAUUUUGUUGUCUUUGCCACAGGAUACAGUUUCUCUUUUCCCUUCCUGGGAAACUCUGUGAGAGUCAUUGAGAACCAGACCGCCCUGUAUAAAUUUGUCUUCCCCCCACACUUGGAGCAGCCUACUCUAGCAAUCAUUGGCCUUGUGCAACCCCUGGGGGCCAUCAUGCCCAUUUCAGAGCUGCAGGCUCGCUGGGCAGUCCGUGUGUUUAAGGGACUUGCUAAGAUACCAUCAAUAAGUGGGAUGAUGUCGGAUAUCACCAGGACGUCAGCAGCAAUGGCUAAACGGUAUGUGAAGAGCCAACGCCACACCAUCCAAGUGGACUAUAUUGAGUACAUGGAUGAAUUGGCUUGUCUGGUGGGGGUCAAGCCCAGUGUAUGGCCUCUAUUUCUUUCUGACCCCAAACUGGCCUGGGAGCUUUUGUUUGGGCCAUGCACACCCUAUCAGUACCGCCUCGAAGGACCAGGGAAAUGGGAUGGAGCCAGGAAAGCCAUCUUGACGCAACACAACCGGAUCCUGAAACCCUUGAGAACAAGGCCUGUUGACAAUUCAAGCAGCAACACCUUCGUGCCCCUGUGGAUCAAGCUGGUUGGCCUUGUGGCGUUCUUGGCUGCAAUUUUUGCUUAUUUUUAAAUGCUGAAGAACAACAUUGUUUAAUAGAAAGAGGAAUUGGCUGAAACUGAUCAUAAAUCCCUCAAAACAAAUAAAUCCUGAGGAUCUGAUAGCUUCACUAAUGAAAUUUAUAAAUGUUUCAAAGAUACUUCAAUCCCUAUUUUGCACAGACCUUUCAAUUGAAUUUUAGACGGUAACCUCCUCCCCCCCGACACUUGCAAACUCUCCUGGAUUGCAGUUAUUCCCAAAUCUUUUAAAAACAUUUUUAAGGAACCCUAUUGUCCAAUUGCUCUUCUUAAUCACAAGUAUAAAACCUAAUUUCACAAAACAUUUUAAUACUAUAAUUAAAUUAAUUCAUGUGGACCAAUCAGGUUUUGUGCCAAACAUACAAUUAUAUGUAUAUUAAAUGUUAUUCAAAUUUGUCAGUCAAUUCAAUUAUACCUUACCUUUUUAUCCCUCAAUAUUUUUAAAGUGUGGGUUGUAAUUUUGUUAA